AUGAAAAAGGCAACAACAUACAAAAAAUGUUCUACUAAAAAACCGAAUAGCGUCAUUUCAUUACCAAAUGAUAAAAUGCACCAGUCUUAUCCCCUCAAAAUCAACGAGAAAAAAGUAAAAAAUGUCAAGGUUUUGGUGCAGAAAUAUGUUCCAAAAGCUGACUAUUGGUACUACAAUGAAAUAUUGAGCGAUAUUGAUGGGGAAGAAAAUCUUGAAAAUAUCGAGGAUUCAGAAGAACCCGCCUAUGACUCAGACUCUUCUUUUAUAUAA
Molecule: messenger RNA, 270 nt
Organism: Acanthoscelides obtectus
Lineage: Eukaryota; Metazoa; Arthropoda; Insecta; Coleoptera; Chrysomelidae
Source: the annotation of a GenBank genome assembly